UUUGUUUGGUGUAUGUACAGAGAGACAGACAUAGGGGAGUAGUAGUAUCCAAGGGGGUGAAACUUGAAGUUUAAAGUAGCUUUUCAAAUUUCAUAUCUGGCUGGUCAAAACCCCCACUAACACCAAGAAAGAGGUGAGAAAGGACAAGAGAGAGAGAGGGGAAGAGAGUGAAGUUUUUGACAUGGGCACAUUGGGAUUUCAAUAUUAUAUGGUUUUGUCCCUCAAUCCUUGCCAGAUACAGUGAAAACUCAUGAAAGUUUAGGACUUUUCAGGUCAUCUUCUUCAAUCAAAGAGGCCCCAUCAAUUUCUUUUGUUAAAAAUCUUUUCUUUUUUCCUUUUCAAACCUGUUCAUGGAUCCCAAGGGCUCAAAGCAGCAGAACCAGGAGGUUGUUCCAAACUUCCUUCAACAACAACAACAAGGGAACAACAACAACAACAUGGGAGAGAACAAACCAUCCGAGGUUAAGGAUUUCCAGAUUGUGAUUGCUGAGAAAGAUGAGAGCAAGAAGCAGUUGGCACCAAAGAGGACCUCCAACAAGGACAGACACACAAAAGUUGAAGGCAGGGGAAGGAGGAUAAGGAUGCCAGCUCUGUGUGCAGCAAGAAUCUUCCAGUUGACCAGAGAAUUAGGUCACAAAUCUGAUGGUGAAACCAUCCAGUGGCUUCUGCAGCAGGCUGAGCCAUCAAUCAUAGCAGCCACUGGAACUGGAACAAUCCCAGCAUCUGCUUUAGCUUCUGCUGCUGGUAACUCUGUUUCACAACAGGGGACCUCUUUAUCUGCUGGUUUGCACCAAAAAUUUGAUGAAAUGGGUGGUGGUGGUGGUGCCAAUAGUAGGACCAGCUGGGGUAUGGUUGGAGGGAAUUUAGGGAGACCCCAUGUGGCUACAGCCACAGGUUUAUGGCCCCAUGUCACUGGAUUUGGAUUUCAAUCAUCAUCAUCUGGUCCUUCUAAUGCCAAUUUGGCCAGUGAGAGUUCAAAUUACCUGCAGAAAAUUGGGUUCCCUGGGUUUGACUUGCCUGGUGCUACCACCAACAUGGGUCCUAUGAGUUUCACAUCAAUUUUGGGUGGGGGCAACAACCAGCACAUGCCAGGUUUGGAGCUAGGGUUGUCUCAAGAUGGACAUAUUGGGGUUUUGAAUCCACAAGCCCUGAGCCAGAUUUAUCAGCAGAUGGGUCAAAGCAGAGUACACCACCAGCAUCAGCAUCAGCAGCAAGAACAUGAACAUCAGCAUCAGCAUCAGCAGCAGACUCCCAGUAAUGAUGAUUCUCAAGGCUCAGGACAGUAAAUUUUUUUAUGGAUUUGGAUGAAAGAAUUAGAAUUUUUCUACAGGCUGAGGUUUCUAGAAUGGCUUUUGUAUUGUAUAAUUGGGAGACUUUGAGGAAAUAGAUGAUGUCUCAAUGAAAUUCAAUAGAAACUGGAUUUGGUUUUAUUACCCCCUCUUAUUGUUCCUUCUCCACAGAACUCAAGUCUCCAGAUACAGGUGGAAUUGUGUGCCAGAUUGCUUGGCUGCUUUGGCCUGGCCUUAAACUAUUGUUUAAUUCAGAGGUGUGUUGAUUAUUUUGUUCUUCUCUAGGUCAGGGUGGAGUGCUGAUCAGUUUGUAUGAAAAAUGACGAUAUAGUUUCAUAAUCAUAUUUGUCAAUGUUCUUAUUGGAUCUGGUUUUAGUA
Molecule: messenger RNA, 1667 nt
Organism: Lotus japonicus
Lineage: Eukaryota; Viridiplantae; Streptophyta; Magnoliopsida; Fabales; Fabaceae
Product: transcription factor TCP20
Exons: 2
Coding region: 351-1286 (311 amino acids)
Cellular component (GO): nucleus
Molecular function (GO): sequence-specific DNA binding; DNA-binding transcription factor activity
Source: RefSeq, a predicted model, not a curated record